This is a messenger RNA of Diaporthe amygdali, 537 nucleotides long. RefSeq lists its product as uncharacterized. Lineage: Eukaryota; Fungi; Ascomycota; Sordariomycetes; Diaporthales; Diaporthaceae. The record is from RefSeq and is a predicted model, not a curated record. The transcript is spliced from 2 exons. The coding region runs from base 1 to 537 and encodes 178 amino acids.
AUGGCAUCCAAGGCAAAGCUCAAUGUGCAGUCUUUCCCACGGCCGCCUCUCCUGGAAAAGACACCAAGGCAUCUGCAGAUCAAGUGGAAUGGCCAUCUGGUAGCAGAUACCAAGGAUGCAUAUUGGGCCCUCGAGACUCAUCAUCCCCCGACAUACUACAUUCCUCCCUCGGCCAUCAAGCUGCCCCUCACAAAGACGGGACGGACCACUUACUGCGAGUGGAAGGGCGCUGCCACCUACUGGAGCAUCCCAAAUCCAGCAAGCUCAUCUGAGACAGUCUCCAACAGGAUAUGGUCCUACGAGCGGCCCACCAAGGGCUUUGAGGCCAUCAAAGACUACCUUUCCUUCUAUGCUGGUCCUUGGGAUUGCUUUGUGGACGGCGAGAAGGUCGAGCCCCAACCAGGAGAUUUUUACGGUGGUUGGGUUACGAGCGACAUUGACGGCAUCGUCAAGGACCACAUUGUCAAGCUCGACCCUCUCGGGUCUGAUACGUUCAGGUGCCUCCCAGGUGGCGUUUCAGUCAUUGUCAACGCGUAG